CAUGUUUAUCUUUAUAGCCUGUGGUGAGGAAUGGACACUAUUUAAAGAUUAUUGUUAUUGGUUUUCAAACAAGACUAGCACAUUUAAUGGAGCUGUUGCCGAGUGCAUCGGAAAGCAGUCAGCAUUAGUUGAACUUUAUGGAAGUGCAGAAGAAAACUGGUUGCGACUUCAAAGUGCUAUUCAAGGGUAUACUCAUAUAUGGAUUGGGGUGACAGAUUUGGCCCAUGAAGGCAAUUUUGUGUUUGUUUCUAACAACAUCAGAGUUCAGUAUAUGUACAGUAACUGGCAUAAAGGAGAACCUGGAGGUGGGAGGGCGCAAAAUUGCGCGAUAAUUACUCCUUCAUACACUGAAUGGCACGAUUAUCCGUGUGGUGAUAAGUUCAAUUAUGUUUGUAAAAGAUUGGUCUAAUUAGAUGUUAUAUUAAGUGACCCAUUAAACGUUGAUGUUGAUGAGAACGACGUUUACGAUCUCUCAGACAAGAUGAACAUCAAGUAAUGUACCAAAUAUAUGUAUCAAUCCAUACUUUUGAAUAGAUUUAUUAGAAAUAU
Saccostrea echinata is the source of this 549-nucleotide messenger RNA. Its product is annotated as CD209 antigen-like protein C. Gene Ontology annotation, cellular component: external side of plasma membrane. The record is from RefSeq and is a predicted model, not a curated record. Gene Ontology annotation, biological process: biological process involved in interspecies interaction between organisms. Lineage: Eukaryota; Metazoa; Mollusca; Bivalvia; Ostreida; Ostreidae. Gene Ontology annotation, molecular function: carbohydrate binding. The transcript has 3 exons. The coding region runs from base 2 to 409 and encodes 135 amino acids.